Diversispora eburnea is the source of this 2361-nucleotide messenger RNA. The record is from the annotation of a GenBank genome assembly. NCBI's taxonomy places the organism in Eukaryota, Fungi, Glomeromycota, Glomeromycetes, Diversisporales, Diversisporaceae.
AUGUAUAAAUUUUCCGCACAAACUUCACCUACAUUGUCGGAAAGGACAAUAAAUUCCGUAGCACAUUCUACACGAACAGUUGAUCCAAUACCUGAACAAACUGUUGUCCUCUCUCGUGCAGAUAUUAGGGCAUCCUUUGAAGCUUAUGAACAAUUAUUAGGUUCCGCGAAAUUAUACCGUAACCAAAUGAUAGCGUUGGCACAAGCUAGUGCAGGUUUUGGACAAGCAUUAGAAAGAAUGGCGCGUUGUAAAGGAGCACUUGAAUCAGGUCCCGCAUUACAAGCAGCAGCUGGUUUACAUUACUUAAUGUCAAAUCAUCAACAAGUUUUGAGUGAUGCCUUUUAUAAAAAGUUUGAAAUUCCUUUAUUGGAGAAUCUUGAUAAUCAUAAGGUAAAUGUGUUAACAGCCGAAGAAAAUUAUGAUAGAUCGUUAGCAGAAAUGAGUAAAAGAAUAAAAGAAACCGAGGCCGAGAAUUUACGUAGUGGACGUAAACAUUUAACACAACAAGUUGAAGAUUUAGAUAGGUUAAAAACGGAAUAUUAUCGACAAACUUUGGAAACAGAAAAAAAUAAUCUUAAGUAUAUCUUUUCUAAAGUAUCGACAGUUGUCAGAGCUGAGGUGGAUAUCUACGAAAGAAUAUCUAUUAAAGGAAUGUCAGAUCCAAUAUUGGAAGGCAUGAUAACUCAAGGACCUGAUCCUUUUUGCGCUUAUCCAACUGCGGAACAAUCUUCAGAAAUAUUUAGUGUUCUUCCACCUGUUCCUAUUAUCAAUCCUAUACCUGAACUUAAUAGUGUAACGACAUUAUCUGAAGUAUCUACAGAAGAUGCAUACAAUAUUAGUUCCAAAGGUCGAUCUCCACUGUCAACAUUAGAUGAUGAUAAAGAAGUCAUCAUUAGUAAUAGACAUUCAUGCGAAAAUUCUCAAGAUAAUGAAGAGUAUGACAAAUUUGAUAGCGAAAAAUCUGGGUCAGACACUUCAUCUAUAGGAAAACAUUUUAAUCCUUCAAUUAACCCAGGAUUUCAUAUUUCUGAUGAUUCCGAGUUAUUACAUGAUAAGGAUUUCGCAUAUGGCGUUGAAGACAGCGGAUUUGAAGGGAGUCUUACUAGUAAUUAUGGAAAAUCAGAUGAAACGAAAGAAUUAAUAUAUCCAAAGUCUCAAAAUGAAUUUACCGAAGGGACAACAACAACAAAUAAUAAUUCGAAUUCAAGAACCAUUUACGAAAUUCAAGAACAGUUGAACUCAUCAAAUAUGGUUCAACGUUUUCAAAUUGCCGAGACGAACGGUUUUGCUUUUCAGACCUUCGAUAACAAUAUUCUUGGUAAUUCUUUACCAGAUGAUUGGCAACAACAGCUUUAUGCGAACGAUGAUAUGUGCGGUUUAGUAAAUGAUACCAAUUUCUCUGCCAAUGUUUUCGUUGAUGAUCUAAUGUCAUCGAAUUUUGUUGAUGAAGGUAGCUCAUGGAUACUUGAUCAAAAUACGGAAUCUUCUUUACAAUUAAAUCAACAAGAUGAAAUACAACAAGUUCAUACGCCAUUAUCUAAUUCAUCUUCUGAUACAGAUUCUGAACAAAAUAAUGAAUCUAACAUAUCAUCUAAUCUUAACGAACAAAAUCGUGCUCAAACCCCGGGUCCUUUACAAAAAAGUAAUAUACCCAAUUAUUUAACUAUCCGACGUAGAAGUUUAUCCGCCGAUAACAUACAUGCCUUGGCAAAAUCCCAACAAUUAGUAAAUAAUCGUAAGAUGAUUUAUCCUAUUCAACAACAUUCAGAACAGAUUUCAUUUGAUAGAACGAUUCCUCCAGCAAUUCAAAUACAACUUUUAAAACAAGAAGCUUCCAGAUUUAAGGUUAAACUUGAUAAAAGAACUCAAAGGAGUAUGCCCAAUAUACAAUUAGCUGCAGUAGCUCAUGGUGCAAUUCUUCAAUCAAAAACAAAUCAAAAUGGUGGUUCAGGUGGUGUACCAAUAAUGGAUAUUUCAUCAUCAUCCUUAUCUACACCUAGUACACCAACGUUUCCUAAUGAAAAACCACCAAAUGUAGCCAAACAAACUUUAAAUCCUCCUCGUCGUGGUCAUACGCGUAAAAGAUCAUUAUCUGCACCUACUACUCCUUUCCAAAAUCUUACACAUCAUAUACCAGGAUCAGUUCCUUUACAACCAGCGCAAUCAAUUCCACUUAAUUUUUCUAUGGCAUCUUACGCUCGUAGACCUAAUGCAUUACCAAUUCAAAUUCAACGAAAUCCUAAACAUUCACAUUCUACUACUAUAAUGUCAUCUGAAGAAUAUCAAAGAAAAUUAGAUGAAGAACUUGAAAAAGUUGAUUUUGAAGAUAUUACAACUUCAAGAAGAAGUGGAAUAUGUUAA